AGAUCCGUUGGGCUCUGUUUACAUCACCUUCAUUCUCGCAAACCUACAACUACAAUCAUGGCAGAGGCCGCACAAGUACCCACCUUCAAGCUCGUGCUCGUCGGCGAUGGAGGAACUGGCAAGACCACCUUCGUCAAGCGCCACUUGACUGGUGAAUUCGAGAAGAAAUACAUCGCCACUCUCGGUGUUGAAGUUCACCCUCUCGGAUUCAGCACGAACUUGGGCAAUAUCCAGUUCGACGUCUGGGACACCGCUGGGCAGGAGAAGUUCGGUGGUCUCCGCGAUGGUUAUUACAUUAAUGGACAAUGUGGUAUCAUCAUGUUCGAUGUUACCUCCCGAAUUACCUACAAGAACGUUCCCAACUGGCACCGCGACUUGGUCCGUGUCUGCGAGAACAUUCCCAUCGUCCUGACAGGAAACAAGGUUGAUGUCAAGGAGCGAAAAGUCAAGGCAAAGACCAUCACAUUCCACCGCAAGAAAAACUUGCAAUACUACGAUAUCUCCGCAAAGUCUAACUAUAACUUCGAGAAGCCCUUCCUCUGGUUGGCUCGCAAGCUUGUCGGAAACCCUACCUUGGAAUUCGUUGCUGCCCCCGCCCUUGCUCCUCCCACUGCCAGCGUUGAUCAAGCCCUUCUUGAGCAAUACCAAAAGGAGAUGCAAGAUGCCGCCCAAAUGCCUCUUCCAGAUGAGGAUGACAAUGACUUGUAAUCUUCCAAAAUCCAUCUUCUCAGGCUCUAGCGAUCGCUUCUUCUCGGCAUCUUAGACAGUUCUUUUUCGGCGAUUUUUGCGUUCUUUUGUUCAUCGGUCUUGCAGAUAGAGACAGAUGACUACGACUCCUCUUUGUUUCAGGGCAGGAUGGAGCCCCAUGCUGAUAGCGAGCAUGUUGGAGGGAUGGAAUGGGAUAAUUGAGCGAUGAAGGAAACAAGCUGAGGGAGGCGAUGACUUUAGCAUUAUGCUGCGUAAAUGCAGCAGCUUAUGUAGCUAGACCAC
Mollisia scopiformis is the source of this 990-nucleotide messenger RNA. Its product is annotated as putative GTP-binding nuclear protein GSP1/Ran. Bases 58 to 708 code for a protein of 216 amino acids. Gene Ontology annotation, cellular component: nucleus; cytoplasm. Gene Ontology annotation, biological process: ribosomal subunit export from nucleus; protein import into nucleus. Gene Ontology annotation, molecular function: GTP binding; GTPase activity. Lineage: Eukaryota; Fungi; Ascomycota; Leotiomycetes; Helotiales; Mollisiaceae. The record is from RefSeq and is a predicted model, not a curated record. The transcript has 5 exons.